Messenger RNA from Nematocida parisii ERTm1, 1711 nucleotides. Its product is annotated as elongator complex protein 3. Gene Ontology annotation, biological process: tRNA wobble base 5-methoxycarbonylmethyl-2-thiouridinylation. The transcript has a single exon. Gene Ontology annotation, molecular function: iron-sulfur cluster binding; acyltransferase activity, transferring groups other than amino-acyl groups. The record is from RefSeq and is a predicted model, not a curated record. Gene Ontology annotation, cellular component: elongator holoenzyme complex; cytoplasm; nucleus. The coding region runs from base 1 to 1632 and encodes 543 amino acids. Lineage: Eukaryota; Fungi; Microsporidia.
AUGUCAUUGGAAAUAACGUGCAGGAAGAAUUCCUCUGGCGGGCUGCAUGCUGCGUGCGCCGAGAUAGUUUCAAUUAUAAAGAAUGACACGGAAAACAAAGUUAAAAUAAAAGAUGUUAUACAAAAGAUGGCAAAGAAGCAUGGGCUGAAAGACACCCCAAAGCUUUCUCAGAUACUGUCUACUGUCUCAGAGGAGGACACGUCAGUCAUUUCCCGGCUGAAAGUAAAGCCUAUUCGGACGGCAUCUGGAGUUGCGGUGGUUGCCGUGAUGGCCAAGCCGCACAGGUGUCCGCAUAUUGCCAUUACUGGGAACAUAUGCGUGUACUGCCCAGGAGGGCCUGACUCUGACUUUGAGUAUAGCACGCAGUCGUACACUGGAUAUGAGCCAACUAGUAUGCGAGCUAUUAGAGGAAGGUACGAUCCAUACAGACAAAGUACCGAUCGGCUCAAACAGCUUUCUCUACUUGGCCACAGCGUAGACAAGGUGGAGUAUAUUAUAAUGGGGGGAACAUUCAUGUCGCUUGAUAAAGAAUAUCGCAGCUGGUUUAUAAUGAAGCUGCACGAUGCCCUUACUCGAAGAGAGUCGCACACUCUGGAAGAAGCAAUAUUCUUUAGUGAAAGAAGCACAAGCAAGUGUGUAGGCAUAACAAUAGAAACCCGGCCGGACUUCUGUAUGUCCCGACACUUAAAUGAUCUGCUGUCGUACGGGUGCACCAGACUGGAAAUAGGUGUGCAAAGUGUUUUUGAAGACAUUGCCGUAGACACAAAUAGAGGGCACUCUGUGAGAGAUGUGUGCGAGUCUUUUAAGCUUACAAAGGACACGGGAUAUAAAAUAGUCACACACAUGAUGCCGAAUCUCCCAAAUGUUGAUAUGGAGCGAGACAUCCUUCAGUUCUACGAGUUCUUUUCAAAUCCUCGGUUUAGAACAGAUGGGCUCAAAAUAUAUCCUACACUUGUGAUAAGAGGGACUGGGCUAUACGAGCUGUGGAAGAACGGGAAGUACACAAACUAUUCACCAAAUGAGCUAAUUGACCUGCUUGGGCAGAUAUUUACAAUGGUUCCGCCAUGGAUACGGAUAUACAGAGUACAGAGGGAUAUUCCAAUGACUUUGGUCAGCUCUGGGGUAGAGCACGGAAAUAUUAGAGAAAUUGUUCUGUCAAGGCUCAAGGAGCAGGGUCUUUCUUGCAGGGACAUCAGAACCCGUGAGGUGGGAAUUAAUAACAUACACACGAAUGAGCUUCCAGAGAAGGUUGAGCUGGUUCGCAGGGACUAUGUUGCAAGUGAUGGAUGGGAGACAUUCCUUUCGUAUGAGGAUACCUCCAAAGACAUUCUAGUCGGCCUCCUCAGACUGCGAAAAUGCGGGCCUUCUACUUUCCGUGAGGAAUUAUUGGGAAGAGUUUCUAUAGUAAGAGAAUUGCAUGUUUACGGAAGUGUUGUACCAGUUAAAGGAAAGGACUUUUCAAAAUUCCAGCACCAAGGAUAUGGGAAAAUGCUAGUAGAAGAGGCUGAGAGAAUUGCAAGAGAAGAGCACGGGUCUUCAAAGCUGGCAAUCAUCUCAGGGAUUGGAACCCGUAAUUACUACAGAAAGCUUGGAUAUGAAAUAGACGGAGUGUACAUGUCUAAAGAACUGUAAUGAGUGCACAGCCAGAAUGUGUAUAAAGUACGCUAAAGGCUACAACAAAGUAAAUUUAAAUCAAUAAACAUAUAUAGCA